AUGGCUACAUUCCUCCAGAGCCUUGCACCGUCUCUUCCUUCAGCAAGUCAAGCAGGCGCACGAAUUUUUCAGUACAUUCACAAACUAGAAGAGAUACUUCUUCGACAGAGUCAAGCAAUACCAACAGUGACAGCAGUACCGGCAGUAUCGGUAGCGCCGAUUAUGCAUCAUCAGCCUGAGAUGACAAAUGACCCGCGGGUCAUGGACUUGAUGCCUCAACCGCCGCCACAGCAGCAGCACCCAGGGUUUCUUGAGCAAUAUGCGUUACCGAAUACUUCCUUUUACAAUUUCCAAGCAGAUUUUAUCGGGAACAUGUGGAACAAUGCCUUUAACGAUGGGGCGGAGAUCGACUGGGCCGGCGCAAUUGAGAGCUGGGGGACGACCUGA
Colletotrichum phormii is the source of this 387-nucleotide messenger RNA. RefSeq lists its product as uncharacterized. Bases 1 to 387 code for a protein of 128 amino acids. The transcript has a single exon. The record is from RefSeq and is a predicted model, not a curated record. Lineage: Eukaryota; Fungi; Ascomycota; Sordariomycetes; Glomerellales; Glomerellaceae.